GAGGCUUACAAGAGAUGGGUUAGAAGUAAUAGAGAUUUUGUUCGUCAACUGGGUUCCCUAAUUAAUGGAUUGACAUGGCUUCUUCCGGAUGAGUUUGGAUAUUCAGAGAUUGGGCCAGAAGCAGGUUUUGUGAAUUUUUGUAUCAUCACUUCUGGGAAUGAUGACUACCAUAAAUGAGCAUAUUAUUGAGACAACGCCAACCCGUAUGCACACACCACCUUCAGAGCCUUCUUUUCUCCCUUUGUCAUUAUGCCUGACAUUGCUGAAGGACUUGGAGACCUUGGUUGAAGUUGCAGCUGAACAACUCUGUGGAGAAGAAAAAAAAUGGAAUUUCAUUGCUAUUACUGAGGCUGUCAAGGUACUAGUUAGGUUGAUUGUGUUUAGGAAUAGUGGAUAUAAAAUGCUUUUGCUUGGUGGGGAAACUGAAAAUCCUGAAAACAAUUCUGAUGUUCCAAGACCAGAAGGAAGGAAUGGAAAGCUACAAAUGCAUAUUCCAAAUAAUGUUCGUGGGCUGAACUCAUUUAAUCUUGAAGGAAGGGCAUUAUCUGCCCUGAACAGUUUAGGUGAACAUGCUAGGAUGGUUUCUGAGCCUACAUGGUUGCGUAGGGUUCAACACCAACAAACUAUUGUUGAACCUCCACCACCAACCGUGGUGAUCAAACCUAGUCUAUCAACUUUCUUGUCUGAGAAAGGUUUUCCUGGAAGCUUAUUUGUCACAGGGGAGGUCAUGUUUGUACUAAGACCACUUAUUUAUGUAUUAUUGGUAAGGAAGUAUGGGGCUCGAUCAUGGUUUCCUUGGGUCAUUUCAUUGGCUGUCGAUGUCAUUGGAAAUGGCAUUCUCUCUUGUAUCAAUCUGUGCCCACAGAGGAGUAAAAGCCAGCAGUUUCAACUUUCCAACUCUGAGAAGGACGAGUUAAAAAGGCGGAAAUUAUUGUGGGCACUUUACCUUAUGAGAGAUCCCUUUUUCAGCACAUAUACCCGGCGAAGACUUGAAAGCACUCAAAAGCUAGUAGAACCUAUUCCUAUCGUUGGAUUUUUUACAGAAAAACUUGUUGAAUUAAUAAUUGGAUCCCAGACUCGCUACACCUAUUUCUCUGGCGCCUAAUAUGGAUACUGCAAAUGUGUAAACUCUGUUAAAAAACAAAAUGUGGUGACAUUCUAUGUGCCCUUUUUGCAGUUAAGAUUGGUUCAAUUUUGUUGUAUCCAAUAGCUGCCUGAACAAUAAUAAUCUUGCAAUGCAUCUUUUAUUUUUAUUUUUAAAUUAAUCUUUCGCCUGUUUUGACUGACCAACAUGAUGAGUAUAAUAUGAAAUUUGAACA
Ipomoea nil (Japanese morning glory) is the source of this 1319-nucleotide messenger RNA. Its product is annotated as peroxisome biogenesis protein 16. Gene Ontology annotation, cellular component: peroxisomal membrane. Lineage: Eukaryota; Viridiplantae; Streptophyta; Magnoliopsida; Solanales; Convolvulaceae. Gene Ontology annotation, biological process: peroxisome organization. The transcript is spliced from 8 exons. The record is from RefSeq and is a predicted model, not a curated record. The coding region runs from base 158 to 1105 and encodes 315 amino acids.